AUGUGCUCGGAUUUACGUAGUUGGCCAAUCUUCAAUUCACUAGAGCCGGAGUUCGUCUCCCACAUUCAUAUGGUUUUUGUAUAUGGUAAGGGAAAUGAAGCCUUAAUCGUGACGAAGGACAAAAUGGUAUACGGUCUAGGUAAAAACAUUAAAGGUUGUUUGGGGAUCGGAGACCAAAAUGCCACGCUAGAAAUGAAAAAAGUAGUGGAUCUUUGCGGGAAAAAUAUUAAGACGUUCGCAUGUGGCAUGGGACCUCAUGUUUUGGCGCUCACAAAAGAGGGAGAGGUAUACGCUUGGGGCUCCAAUUAUUAUGGCCAACUAGGGCAUGGUGGAGUAGAUUUCGGACCUACAAACGAGCCUAAUGUAGUGAAAGAGGACAUCAUAGAUAUUGCAUGUGGCAGUUACCAUUCCGUCGUUCUAACCAAGGAUUACAAUAAAAUUUACAUGUGGGGAGAUAAUCAAUACUUACAACUGGGUUAUUUCCAUUCUCAACGCUGUUCUUGUCAAAAUGAAGAAAAUUGUAAUAGAAAAUUCUUUUCUGUGGCUGGAAUUAAAUGUGAAUUUUCACCCGAAUUAACGUUCUUCAAUGAGAUGAAGAUUGUCUAUGUCUCCUGCGGCGAGACUUUUACCAUUGUGAUUAUUGAAAAUGGCAAAGUGUAUAGUUGUGGCAACAAUUGCGUCGGUCAGUUGGGGAGACCGAGUAUUAAAAAAGUAGAUCAGAUCCUACGACAGGUCAAUUUUUUGAAUGAUACAAUAUUCAUAGUUUUAGUCAAGGUAGUUUGCGGAUUUGAGCAUACGCUGGCGCUCACAGACGACAGAAAGAUCUACGCUUGGGGCGGGAACAGUAACGGCCAGUUGGGAAUCGGGAACAAACAAAAAUCCAGUAAACCAAUUUUGGUCAAGUGUAAACUGCAACGGAUAAAAUGGAUCGACAUCGUAGCUUUGCCUGGCUAUGCAAUAAGCGUUGCUGUCAGCGAAGAAGGACGUGUCUAUGUCUGGGGCGAUUGCUGCAGUGAAAGCAUCUUAACUCCAACCGCCACUUCGUUCUCAAAUGUGCACGAUGCAAUUGCGUACUACGGGCCGAGAGUUAUGCACAAACCGUUGGUUUUGUACAUGAGCGAAGGGCCGAGCAUAUUAGAAUCCUUGGAAGCUGCUUUCGAUGAAUCUUCUACGAGCGAUCUCAAGAUACAAGUGGAGGACCAAUUUAUCCACGUGCACAAAGCUAUCUUAAAGAUCCGCUCUGAGUACUUUAAAGCCAUGUUUCAGCACAAUUGGACAGAAAACAAUCAAAAUGUCAUCAAACAUGAUUACUUUUCCUAUGCAGUCUACAAAGCCUUCCUGAAGUACUUAUAUAUCGAUGUAAUCGAUUUACCUAUAGAGGAGAUAUCAGAACUUUUGGAUCUGGCUGAGAGUUACUGCGAGAAAAAACUCAAGCAUUCCUGCAUUCAGAUGAUAAAGCAAGGAAUUACUGCGUCAAAUGUCGAAUAUUUUUAUGGUAUUGCGGAGAAGUAUACUUUAGAGGAGCUACAAGAAUUCUGCAUCAAGUUCGCACUUAUUAAUCGUAUCUCUUUACCUCAAAAACAACGCACACCUCGAAUGAAGAAGAAUGAAAGUCACUAG
Messenger RNA from Cyphomyrmex costatus, 1620 nucleotides. RefSeq names its product RCC1 and BTB domain-containing protein 1. Bases 1 to 1620 code for a protein of 539 amino acids. Lineage: Eukaryota; Metazoa; Arthropoda; Insecta; Hymenoptera; Formicidae. The record is from RefSeq and is a predicted model, not a curated record. The transcript has 10 exons. Gene Ontology annotation, molecular function: protein binding.